Gekko japonicus is the source of this 1113-nucleotide messenger RNA. It is a transcript of the gene STK32B, whose product is annotated as serine/threonine kinase 32B. Gene Ontology annotation, molecular function: G protein-coupled receptor kinase activity; ATP binding; G protein-coupled receptor binding. Gene Ontology annotation, biological process: regulation of signal transduction; G protein-coupled receptor signaling pathway; protein phosphorylation. The record is from RefSeq and is a predicted model, not a curated record. Lineage: Eukaryota; Metazoa; Chordata; Lepidosauria; Squamata; Gekkonidae.
AGAGACACCAAGAAAAUGUAUGCCAUGAAAUAUAUGAAUAAACAGAAGUGCAUCGAGAGAGAUGAGGUCCGGAACGUCCUUCGAGAGCUACAGAUCAUGCAGGGGCUGGAGCAUCCUUUCCUUGUCAAUCUGUGGUAUUCUUUCCAGGAUGAAGAAGACAUGUUCAUGGUGGUGGACCUGUUAAUGGGAGGAGACUUACGCUAUCAUUUGCAUCAGAAUGUCCAAUUUAAUGAAGCAGCAGUGAAGCUGUAUAUCUGUGAGCUGACCCUGGCCCUUGACUACCUGCAGAGUUAUCGUAUCAUUCACCGAGAUAUCAAACCUGACAACAUACUACUGGAUGAGCAUGGGCAUGUUCAUAUCACGGACUUUAACAUUGCUACAGUUGUGAAUGGCUCAGAAACAGCUGCCUCAUUAGCUGGGACCAAGCCCUACAUGGCUCCAGAAAUAUUCCAGACAUUCUUGGAUGGAGGUCCAGGAUACUCAUACCCUGUAGACUGGUGGUCUUUAGGAAUCACAACAUAUGAAUUACUGCGGGGCUGGAGGCCAUAUGAAAUCCGCUCUGUCACACCAAUCGAAGAGAUCCUCAGCAUGUUCAAAAUAGAGCAAGUUCAUUACUCCUCUGCUUGGUGCAAGGGCAUGGUGGCACUGCUCAAGCAGCUCCUCACAAGGGACCCAGAGUGCCGGGUUUCCAGCCUUUCGGAUAUGCAGAGCUCCCCCUACUUAGCCGAUAUGAAUUGGGAUGCUGUUCUUGAGAAAUCCCUUGUCCCGGGCUUCAUACCAAAUAAAGGAAGGUUGAAUUGUGACCCAACAUUUGAACUAGAAGAAAUGAUUCUAGAAUCAAAACCACUUCAUAAGAAGAAGAAACGACUCGCUAAGAACAAAGCCAGAAAUGACACCAAGAGCUACCCACUGAACGUACACCUACAGCAGUGCCUGGAAACUGUGAGGAAGGAAUUCUUCAUAUUCAACAGAGAAAAGCUCAGAAAGGAAGAACAAAGUGGGAAGAAGGAUGGCACAGACACCAGAGCAACGUUUCCAACUCAUGGCAAACUUCAGGAUGGACACAACAACAAUGUACUGGGACAGGGCUGCACACGGGGCUGCUGCAGCUAG